AUGUUUGAAGAAAUUAAAAACAAUACGAUCAACUUUUUUUGGAAAAACAACAGAAAUAUUUCUACAAUUGUUUUUGAACAUAAAUUAUAUACUGCAAUGAUUACUUUAGUUAACAAUAUCGUUAAGAUUAUCAAUUUAGAUGCACCAGAUUACAAUUUACCAAAUAGUAGAAAUAAUAAUAAUCAG
This is a messenger RNA of Racocetra persica, 186 nucleotides long. NCBI's taxonomy places the organism in Eukaryota, Fungi, Glomeromycota, Glomeromycetes, Diversisporales, Gigasporaceae. The record is from the annotation of a GenBank genome assembly.